Molecule: messenger RNA, 1160 nt
Organism: Ostrinia furnacalis (Asian corn borer)
Lineage: Eukaryota; Metazoa; Arthropoda; Insecta; Lepidoptera; Crambidae
Product: nephrin-like
Exons: 9
Coding region: 1-1158 (385 amino acids)
Biological process (GO): cell-cell adhesion
Cellular component (GO): plasma membrane; cell-cell junction
Molecular function (GO): cell adhesion molecule binding
Source: RefSeq, a predicted model, not a curated record
AUGGGUCUAAAACUAGUGCUCUCGAUCCGAGUGCUUCUGGGUUUAGGUCUGUCCUGCGCCGCUGGCUUCCAGCAGCAGUACUUCAGGGUAGUCCCUCGAAGCCUGCGAGUGCAGGAGGGCUCUGAGGCCGUGCUAGAGUGCUCGGUGGCCAACCUGGCGGGCCAGGUGCAGUGGGCUAAGGAUGGAUUCGCUCUUGGGUUCUCCUCCGUCAUCCCCGGCUACCCUCGCUACACCAUGUUCGGGGACCGUCGCCAUGGAGUCUACAACCUUCGCAUCGUCAACGCUUCCUUGGAAGACGAUGCGGAGUACCAGUGCCAGGUCGGACCGGCCCAGAUGCACAAGGUCAUCAGGGCGAACGCCACGCUGACUGUUAUAUCACCGCCCAACGCCGUCGAGAUCUCCAACCACCCCCACAACUCCAAGCUGGAGGUCAAAGAGGGGGAGGAUGUGGCCCUGGAGUGCCUGGUGAAGAACGCCAAGCCGGCUGCCAAGAUCAUAUGGUACAGAGGCAACGUGGAGCUGAAGGGUGAUAAAGUGUCUAAAGAAGAAAUCAGAGAGGUGGAGAGUCCAAACGAAAACCCGAAGUCAACUAGAUACACCACUAUAUCCAGAUUGCAUUUCAAGGCGACAGCCGAUGACGACUACGCCGAUUUUACGUGCGAGGCGAGACACGAGGCAUUGCAAAGAGACACCCCGAUGAGGAGUACCGUACAACUCAGUGUUUUGUAUCCCCCUGGAGCCCCCUACAUCGAAGGCUACGCGGAAGGAGAGACAGUCCGCCGAGGACAGAGCCUCGAGCUGGUAUGCAGGAGUAGGGGGGGCAACCCCCCAGCCCAGCUGAUAUGGUACAAGAACGGGGAGCAGAUCCGGAUGGCUUACCGCACCGAGAGCGGCGUCAGAGAAGGUGCUGAUAACGACGAACAGUUCAUGCGUGCAUCUAAAUCUAUUGACGUGGGACAGCAACGGCUGCCCGCUGGGCCCCUUUACGGUGUCCGUGCGGGGGUUCGACGACUCUACGUGGACCACAAGAACGGUGCCGGCCGCGCUGCCGACAGACGUGUGCGGGCUGGCGCCGGGCGCGUGGCACCACUUGAAGGUGCAAGCCGCCAGCGCCGCCGGCGCCACGCUCGCCAACUACUACUUCGCCACGCUCACUGAGG